This is a messenger RNA of Saprolegnia parasitica CBS 223.65, 2012 nucleotides long. RefSeq names its product acetolactate synthase. Gene Ontology annotation, cellular component: acetolactate synthase complex; mitochondrion. Lineage: Eukaryota; Oomycota; Saprolegniomycetes; Saprolegniales; Saprolegniaceae. Bases 15 to 1937 code for a protein of 640 amino acids. The record is from RefSeq and is a predicted model, not a curated record. Gene Ontology annotation, molecular function: thiamine pyrophosphate binding; magnesium ion binding; flavin adenine dinucleotide binding. The transcript has a single exon. Gene Ontology annotation, biological process: L-valine biosynthetic process.
CUUUGCGCAGCAAUAUGCUCCGACGCGCCGCUGCUCUCCGACGCGCCUGCCACCCUCGCCGCUCGUACGCGACCAUGACCCGGGGCAUUGGCCACCUCCGGCCAGCCCCGACGGCGAUCGCCGAGCUCACGCCCGCCAAAGCUGCGAUCGCUGCCGCACCCAAGCCCGAGCUCACGGACGAGUACAUUGGCAAGACGGGCGCCGCGAUCUUUCACUCGACGCUCGCCGAGCUCGGGGUGGACACCAUCUUUGGGUACCCUGGCGGUGCGAUUCUGCCUGUCUUCGACGAGAUCCACGAGUCGCCCCACUUUGACUUUGUCUUGUGCCGCCACGAACAAGGCGCGGGCCACAUGGCGCAGGGCUACGCCCGCGCGACGGGCAAGCCCGGCGUCGUGCUCGUCACGUCGGGGCCUGGCGCGACCAACACGGUGACGCCGCUCCAAGAUGCGCUCAUGGACGGCACGCCGAUGAUCGUUUUCUCGGGCCAAGUCGCGACGCCGGUGCUCGGCAGCGACGCCUUCCAGGAGGCCGACAUCAUGGGUAUCACACGCCCAUGCACCAAGUGGAACGUGCAAGUGCGCAACAUCAAGGACCUCGCGCGCCAUCUCCGCGAAGCCUACCACAUCGCGACGACCGGCCGCCCGGGGCCCGUGCUCGUAGACCUCCCAAAGGACAUCACGGCCGGCAUCUGCAAGACGGCCGUGUCCAAGACGCCGCAGCUCAUUGGCUACUAUGGCGAAAACAAGGUCGACGGCAACCGCGUCGACCAGUCCGAGAACCUCCAAGCCGCGGCGGCGCUCAUCAACAAGGCGAAGAAGCCCGUCAUUUACGCCGGCCAAGGCACGAUCCACUGCAGCGAGGCGCUGCGAUCGCUGGCCAAGGAGUUCAAGCUCCCGGUCACGACGUCGCUCCAAGGCAUGGGCGCGUUUGACGAGACGGACCCGCUGAGUUUGCACAUGCUCGGUAUGCACGGGUCCGCCUACGCCAACUAUGCGAUCCAAGAAGCCGACUGCAUCAUUGCGAUCGGCGCGCGCUUCGACGACCGCGUCACCGGCCGCGUGCCCGACUUUGCCCCCGAGGCUCGCCGCGCCGCGCGUGAUGGCCGCGGCGGCAUCAUCCAUUUUGACAUUUCGGGCAAGCAGGUCGGCAAGAUCGUGCCGGCCACGGUCGGUGUCAUUGGCGAUGCGAAAUACAACAUUGAGCAGCUCUUGCCGCUGCUGGUGCGCGACGAACGCCAUGAAUGGCACGAAAAGAUCAGCGGCUGGAAGAAGGCACAUCCGUUCCGGUACCGCGCGGCCGCGCCGGGCAUGCCCAUGAAGCCGCAGCGCGUCAUUGAAGAGCUGUACACGCAGACGAAAACGAACGACAAGGUCAUCAUCUCGACCGGGGUCGGGCAGCACCAGAUGUGGGCGGCCCAGUUUUACCGGUGGCGCAACCCGCGGUCGUUCCUUACGUCGGGCGGCCUCGGCACGAUGGGCUACGGGCUCCCGGCCGCGAUUGGCGCCAAAAUGGCCAAGCCCGACCACAUGGUCAUCGACAUUGACGGCGACGCGUCGUUCGCGAUGACGCUGACAGAAAUGGCGACCGCCGCCGAGUUCAACGUCGGCGUCAAGGUGCUUCUUCUGAACAACAACUUUCAGGGCAUGGUCAAGCAGUGGCAGGACCUCUUUUACGAGAAGCGCUACUCGGGCACGGUCAUGAAGAACCCGGACUUUGUCAAGUUUGCCGAAAGCAUGCACUGCAAAGCGAUCCGCUGCACGGACGAAGCCGACCUCCCGCGCGCGAUGGCCGAGUUCCUGGCCGCCGACGGCCCGAUCCUCGGCGAGUUCGUCGUCGAGAAGGACGAGCACUGCUACCCGAUGGUCGGUGCCGGCCGCGCCCUCGACGAGAUGAUCUUUGGUGACUUUGACGACUGCCCCGGCACGACGUCGCAGUAAGCAAGCAACUCACAUUGUAGACUCUCCACCGUACUGACUAACUUAUACAUGUUGCUAAUAAAUGAUGCAUGACAA